GGUCCUUCAUUGGCGCGCGUAUUCCUUGGGCUGGGGGUUUGUUUUGAUUCGUUUGGUGUGUAGAUGGUAACACGUCUUAUUCGGAACAAAGGAGCUGUCAUUAAAAUCCCACGAGAUUCAUCUCUGAUUUUAUUGGAGAAGGCUUGAAAGUGACGUAGUUACUAAACGACAAUCAUUUCAGAGAAUUCCUUGGGAGAAAGUAAAAAUACAUUCAUUUUGGUGUAACCUCCUCUGCCUGUUGGAACACUUUCAAGUCUACCUCUCAUUCCAUCGAACUCUACACAUUUAUUACUAUGCGUUUAAUUGUUGUUGGAGAUUGUGUCAAACUGCAACACAGAACGCAUAUUCCACCCGCACCAAAUAAAAACAGUUCCAUUGAUCGAAAGGGAAUUAAAAGAGGUGCCUGUGAAGAAGAUGGCUGUACAGACUGUGAUUCUUACUAUCAUGAUCCACAGAAGGGUUCUCAGUGCCAAUAUUGUGGCUGUUUCCCAACUAAACAUAGAAAGAUUGAUGAACCAACUGACGAUCUUUCCUUAAUUGAGAAAGCUGUUCGAGAAAAGUCAUUUCCACCCCAGCGACCUGAAAUACAUAUCAUUGAUGAUGGCUCAAGCUCGAUGGUCUAUGAAGUUGAUGACGAUGGAACUAUUACUAUUCCUGAUGAUGAAGAUGAACCUGGUAACAUACUACAAAAUCAAACUGGGCAGCAAGACAGCUGUUCUCUUCCCAAUUUAUUGUCCACUAGGGAUAUGAAUAAGGUAGGCCUGCCUAUGCAGAGACUUUCUGGGAAUUUGAACAAAGAGAACACACCUCAAAAGCCGUCAAGUGCCACAUUUACAAGCUUAACUUCUCAUUUACCUCGGGAGGAGUUGUAUGAAUUUUGUGUGCCAACAAAUUUACCAAAUUUGCCUGCAAUUAGUAGCAAAGGUGAACGCAUAGAUCGAGGCAAUCACAUUUUUGUCCUAAGAUGGAUUUCUUGGUCUAUGUGCAAUUUUAAAUUAGCGACUGAAAAAGACUACACUGAAGUUGCCAAGCUAACUAUGAAAAAGUAUCCUGAACUCGUAUCAGCUAUACCAUCUGACAAAAAAGAUGUUGCUGCCAUGGUCCAGGUGUUGAAAGAUCUUCUCCAAAAACAUAGCAUUGAAAAACAAUCGAAUCAUCAAGGUACAAAUAAGAGGCCAAACGCUCCAGGGCCUAAACCAACUAAGCCUGUACCUAGAACCGAAUCCAUCAGGAUUUCCAACAAUUUCAGCACUGUCAAUGUUGUGAGCAGUGUCAGCUCUGUGAAGACCACCUCUUCCAAUCCUGCCAAGCCAUCAGCUACUAUUGCUGCAAAGCCUGCUCCUGCUCCUGCUGUGUUUGUAUCAUCCAAGCAGUUUGAAAACUGCAAGGCCCACAUUCAAAAGGAGAUGAGAAAGGUUGGUCCUUCCUUACCAAUGCUGCAAACCUUUCUGUCAUCAAUUCGGAAAGAUAGACUUAUUUUGGCUAAGGGUCAUAGCUACGCAACACACAUUGAAGAAUUCCCAUGCCUUGAAAUUCCAGAAAUUGUACUGUGGGAGUUCAUUCAGCAAGAGCAGCUUAAGUGUUCACUGGAAGAUUUCAAGAACAAUUGGGUCGAUGUUGUGCCUCAAAUGGUAGAAUACUUUUUAUGCGGUUCUAAUGAUCAGUAUACAUAUGACUCAAAGACUGUUGAUCUAGUUACUAUGGAAAUCUUGCAAACCAUCUCAACCCCAGUAUUUUUUGGACGGGAACAAGGCAUGGGGAGACCACCUGUGACGAGGAGUAGUCAUGUCCUUGAAGUUUUCCAGGAUAAUAUUCUGCCAUUGUUUGUUUUUCCUCAAAGAGGUGAUCCUCCACGACUGUUCUCACUUGGAGGUUCUGAUGAAGUUUAUGUUUAUGUAGACGGACAAUCAAUUUACAGUGGACCAAUUCUUGAUGCCUUAAUGUUUUUAGUAGCAGUUUACCACGUGUUCUCUAUUACUCCAGCACAUGAUGCUCAAGCUUCAUUUGCUUUUGUAUUUGGGAUCUUCAUGAAAGAAAAAGGAAUAGAUCAGUAUGUAAUGUACAAAUCUGCCCAUAAUGCACUUAAAGCUAUUUUAAAUCUUUGAAAGGUUUGAUUUUAUUUACUGACUACAAAAUUUACUGUGUUAACUCUUUUCAUGCGGGUGGGUCCAAAAACGUAAACAUUAACGUUAAACGUAAAGUAAAGACCCCUUGCAGGAAAUAAAGAACUGUAAUUUAUAUACAUGUUUUAAUUUAAUAUGCAGUUAUAAUUUUUUAAACUACUAUUAACAUAUCUGUUCAAUUGUUUUUAUUCUAAUAAGAUUUGUCUCUUCUGUUCUGAAACAGUUAUUAAAGUUCCAGAAUAUUA
Messenger RNA from Frankliniella occidentalis (western flower thrips), 2368 nucleotides. RefSeq lists its product as uncharacterized. Bases 294 to 2105 code for a protein of 603 amino acids. The transcript has 10 exons. Lineage: Eukaryota; Metazoa; Arthropoda; Insecta; Thysanoptera; Thripidae. The record is from RefSeq and is a predicted model, not a curated record.